UUCCUCUCUCCAAUCCUCUCUCUUUCUCCCCCCAACCCCAGUUGCCUGGCAACCGCAGGGACGCCGCGCAAGGCCUUCCCCGGGGAAGAAGAAGAGCCUGUGCGGAGGAGGCCGGAGGAGCACAUGGGCACGAUGCUGCGGCCCGCGGUGCGGUUCGGGAGGCCCCGGGGGCAAAACCGAGAGGACAUGCAAGAUGAAAAGGAUGAAGUGGAGGGAAUAUUUCUCCCAGUAGGAGUAGAUCUUCACGAAAUAGCCAUACUGCCCAAGGCAGAAUGGCAAAGGAUUCAAGACAGCCUCACAGCUCGAGCCAGAGAAGUAGCACAGGCCCGUGCUGAAAGGAAAGCACGGAAAGAUCUACAUUUAAAGUCUCAAGCACUUGUCAAGAACUGGACCAACACUAUUGCAGGUAUGUCACAAAUGAAACUGAAAGCAGGAAAACUAAGGAAAGAAAGGGAAGAGGAAGCGAGAAGAAACAUUGACCUGGAAGAAGCAAAGUACCAAGCACAAAAACGAAAAGAGUUUAUAGAAAAAGCCAAAAUGCAACAACAUUAUGAAAAUGAGAGAGUGAAAGGCUUCCAUAAAGCCUUUUUACUUACUGAAGUAAUGAAGGAAAGAGAUGCGCAAAUUGAAUUUAAAAAGAUAAAAGAAAACUUGUACUGCAGUAAGCAUGAAGAAAUAGAACAGGAGCGUCUAAAAGCUGUACAAAAAGAGGAGGAAAAGAUCAAGGAACGCCACGUGAAGAGACUGCAGCUUAGCAAGGAGCAGUUAGAACAGAUCAAAGAGCACGAACAUCAAGCAGAAAUCGACAGGCAAGAAGAGAAAAAAGAAGGGGAAGAGAUCCAGGCACUGGUCAGGCGACAUCAAUUGGAAGUGAUGCAGAAAGAGCAAGAGGAGUACAAGCAAAAACUUAAACGUAGACAGGCAUAUCUGGAGUACGUUGCUGAUCAGAAAACUCUGAAAGCUAUAGAAAAGCAAAAAGAAGAAGAAAAUGAUGAUAAAAUUCGACGUCAUUAUCAAGCAAAGCGAGCUAUGGCUAAGUUGAGAAAAGAAAAGGAAGAGGAACUACACAGGUUAAUGGAGGUACACAGAGAGAAUAUUACUUACCGGCUCCUGAAGCAGAUGCAAAAGAAGAUUGAUGAUGAAGAUGAGCGUAUCGCGAGAGAGAUUGCAGAAACAGAAGAGGAGAUUGAAAAUGAAUGCAAAGCAAGAGAAGAAAAAAACAAAGCUGAUCUCAAAUCCAUUAAAGAGCACAGACUUGGUGUGAUAAAAAUGAAGGAAGAAAAAGAAAAACAGGAAAAAAUAGAAGCCAAAGAAAUACUUAAGGGACAGAUAGAAGCAGACCGGAUCUAUCAAGAACUGGAGAAGGACAAGAAACAUAGAUUUCACUGUGCAAAUCUAAAAUUACAAGAAGCCCAUGUUACACAAAUAGCGGAAAAAGCGUCAAAAGUAGAACAUGAGAAGCAAGAAGAGCUAGAAUAUGAAAAGCAAAAAGAACGCAUUGCACUGUGGAAGGAGCAGGAAUUCCAGGCGUAUGCAAAGAAAGUCAUCGAUGAAGCAUCCAAGACAACGCAACAUCUUUACCCUCUUUACCAAGCAGCGAAGGAAGGCACAAUGAGGGAAUCAGUUUAUCAUAAAGAACCAGUUCAAUCACCUGAUAAGCAUUCUAUGAAGUUGCCAUAUAUUGGUGACAAAGCUCGAGAUAUGAAACUCUUACAUGAACAUGGAUAUGGUGAUACUAAGGCACGACUUGGGUUUACAUGGUAACCCCUGCCUCCUGUUUUCAAUGUUAAAAUGAAGUCUGGUGCAUUUUUGAAAUAUUCCAAAUUAUGAAAAAAAUGCAGUAAGAGUUGGCAAGCUUAAGAUAAUUUAAUGCAGUGUCUGAAUAUAUUUACAGAAAAUUGGAAAAUCAAUAAUUGUAAACAAUGUGUAACAUUUCCAAGCAAUUGAAUUGUUUUAUUCUCCUUAUCACAUUUCAAAAUAAAUAAGUUUUUAUCAGUGAUCCAAAAAUUCUGGGUUACAAUUCUUUCUUAACUUUAGGAAUUUUAUUAUAAUUGGUUUCUAUCACUUGUGUUUGUUAAAGAAGGCAAUGGCCAUUUGUUUCCAGUUUUAGCUUUUUAGGUUGGAAAUGUUAACAAAAUAUUUAAUCCUAAAUAUGAGAUAGCUAGUGAGCUAUUCUCUUCUGACAGCCAAACUAGGGAGCUGUGGGCAGAGCACAUGUAGGUUGCUAAGGUUUCCCCCUAGACUGGAAAACCUAAUGAAGGGACAAGGCUGGAAAUAGGACUGGUGGGAGUGGAAAGGAAAUUCAGGUAACUUGGAGAGAUUUAAGUAUCCUUCCUUCUGUAUUGUCGAAGGCUUCCUUCUGCUUUCCAUCUGUAAGUGCCCCUCUGCUUUGUCUGGCCAAUCUAGAACUUAGAGUAGCUCUUUAUGCCAAAUUCUAGUCUAAAAUACUAAGUGAAAAGCUAACAAGAGACUAGUUUCCUCACAAAGUAGGAAAGUUAGGAAACAUUUAGUCUUGCCCUUAAUGUUUGUAAAAAGUUCACUACACAUUCUUUUGUCUUCUUGACUAAUCACCUGUCUUUUAAAAUGAAUUUACAUAAUAACUAAUGUAAUCAACAGCAUAUAUAGAGCUCCAAUGAGGGAAGGAAUAGUUUUAUAAGUGUGAUAUAGCUUGCAACUUUAGAGAAUAACUUGGAGCAGUGCUAUGUUUACGUUUUGUAAGCAGCUUAUUAUAGUAAUAUACUUUGGUUAAAUGUCUUAUUAAUAGAUGGUUCCAAUGAUCGUCAUACUAUGGGAGAAUGAAACCUAUUGUCAAUAUGCUUUUAAGUUUUACUAAGCACAGUCAGUCCGUUGCUAGAACAAAUAUUUUAGUAUAAAUUUCUAAACAGUUCCGGUCCAGCUUACCUGUCCGAACGUACCUCCCUCUAUGAACCUGUUUUGAUUGUUAAGAUCGGCCGGGGAGGUUCUGCUCUCAGUUCCCCUGCCUUCGCAGGUGGUACUGGUGGAGUUGAGGGAGAGGGCCUUCUUGGUGGUGGUCCCUUGGCUGUGGAACUCCCUCCCUAGUGAGAUUAGAUCAGCCCCUUCCCUCCUGGUGUUCAGAAAACUCAAAACCUGGCUAUGCAAGCAGGUGUUCAGCGACUGAUAGUAUUACUGAAGCAGCUAAAUGACAACCACGGGAUUGAUGCAAUGUCUAAUACGCUUUAUGUCCAUGUUUUAUGUUUUUGUGUAGAUUUUAAUGGUUUAAAUUCAUAGCUAUGUUAUUAAUUUAGAUAGGUUAUGUAUUGUUUUUAUAUGUAUGUUUUGGCAUUUAAUUUUUGCCAUUUAUUCUGUUGUACACUGCUUUGAGUCCCCCCAAGGGCUGAGAAAAACGGUACAGAAAUGCAAUAAACAAAGAAACAAAAAACACAUAAAUAGUAACUGAGACAAACAUUUCUCUCAAUGGAAUAUGAACAAGUUGAUCUCCCUGCUUGAUAACAGUACAUUCUGGAGUUGAGUUCUCUAGUAGAACCACAAUGUGUAAGCAGUAUCUCCACUAGAAAAAUUACAGCUGUUGAAUGCCCUAGGGGUGUCUGUUAUUCCUAAAUUAUUUUGGUAAAAGCCACUUUAUCUUGAUAACUGCAUGUCUCAUCCUUUUCAGAUGGGUUUUCAUAAUAGCCUUCAUGCUGAGACACACACACAUCAUAAAUGUCAGUCACACAACCCAUAACUGACAUGCAUCCAAUCAAAAUCCCUUACCUCAAUAAACACAUCCAUCAAUAGGUGCACAAAGUGUAGGCUGUGAAAUGGCAUGGCUACUUGCUUGCUUCUUUCUUUGAACAGAAGAUCUUUCAAUGAAAGAAUACUUGGGAAUUGUGAGAGAAAAAGAGCAUACAUUGUAGUAUGUGAGGAUAAUGCCCUGUCUGUAUGACCAGUUACAUGAAUCUUAUUGAUGUGUGACGCUAACAUAUUUGAAGCUGGCUCAUGCUCUACUUUGCUGGUUCAGAAGGGGUCAUCUUCUGUGAGAGUACCUUGAAGCACUCCAUUUUCACCAUUUAAUAAAGUCUUUAAAAAAAA
Anolis sagrei ordinatus is the source of this 4050-nucleotide messenger RNA. It is a transcript of the gene CFAP210, whose product is annotated as cilia and flagella associated protein 210. The record is from RefSeq and is a predicted model, not a curated record. Lineage: Eukaryota; Metazoa; Chordata; Lepidosauria; Squamata; Anolidae.